Messenger RNA from Brassica napus (rape), 1785 nucleotides. RefSeq lists its product as uncharacterized. The transcript is spliced from 3 exons. Lineage: Eukaryota; Viridiplantae; Streptophyta; Magnoliopsida; Brassicales; Brassicaceae. The record is from RefSeq and is a predicted model, not a curated record. The coding region runs from base 1 to 1785 and encodes 594 amino acids.
AUGCGACAGUUCUUUGCUUUUCGCCUUCAUGAACGUAAGAAUGAGUCUCAUUCUCUGUUGCAUUCGAGAAGACUAUUUCAGCAGUUCUUGGUGGAUGCCUACACUACUAUAGAGUCUAAUCGCCUACGCUAUCUGAGAUUUAAUCAACCUACUUUGCGAUCAGAUACUUAUGACUCUAUCAAAGAGUCUGAGAAUGCAGGAAAGGUUGAUAUGAGUGAUCAAGGAUCGGAGUUCGUCUUACCAGCUUCUUUCACUGGAAGUCCUAGAUAUAUGAAGAAUCUUUACUUGGAUGCUAUGACCGUAUGUAAGCACUUUGGAUUUCCAGAUCUUUUCAUCACUUUCACUUGUAAUCCGAAAUGGCCGGAGAUCACAAGAUAUGUUAAGUCUCAAAAACUAAAGGCAGAAGAUAGAUCAGACAUUGUUUGUAGGAUCUUCAAGAUGAAACUUGAUUCAUUGAUGGAUGACUUAACCAAAAAAAAUCUUCUUGGAAAGACUAUUGCAUCGAUGUACACGGUCGAGUUCCAGAAACGUGGCUUACCACACGCACACAUUCUCUUAUUUAUGGAUCCUUCGCACAAGUUUCCUACAACCGAUCACAUUGACAAUAUCAUUUCUGCGGAGAUUCCUGAUAAACUCGAAGAACCUGAACUUUAUGAAGUUAUUAAAGAUAUGAUGAUUCAUGGUCCUUGUGGAGCAGCUGAUAUGAAUUCUCCAUGUAUGGAGAAUGGUUUGUGCUCUAAGUCGUAUCCUAAACCAUUUGCUAAGAAGACCACUAUUAAUAAAGAAGGAUUUCCGGUUUAUAGAAGGCGCAAACAGUCAGAGAACUUUGUCCUGAAGAAUGGAUACAAAUGUGACAAUCGGUUUGUUAUUCCAUAUAACAAGAGACUAUCUCUACGUUUCCGAGCUCAUAUUAAUGUGGAGUGGUGCAACCAAGCUGGAUCUAUCAAGUACUUAUUCAAGUACAUUAAUAAGGGACAAGAUCGUGUGACUAUUGCUGUGGAACCGCCAGAUCACAUUGUUGCUAACGAGUUGGGCAAUGAAGACAUUACUGUGGAAAAGAUGGAAAAGAAAAGAAACGAACUUAAGGACUUUUUCGAUUGCAGAUAUGUGUCUUCUUGUGAAUCAGCUUGGCGAAUUUUCAAAUUUCCUAUUCACUAUCGAUCAACUGCUGUUGAGAAGCUUAGUUUUCAUCUACCAGGAAAACAAGUGGUCACUUUUAAAGGAAAAGACAAGCUGAAAGUAGUGAUCAGUCGUAAGCUCAUUGAAAAGACAAUGUUCUUGGCAUGGUUCGAGUUGAAUAAAAUCAAUGAGUUUGCAAGAACACUAACUUAUGCCCAGAUUCCUAUCUACUAUAUCUUUGACAAAAGGUCUAAGAAGUGGAAGAAGCGGAAAAGGGGUUUCUGUUUAGGAAGAAUAAAUUAUGCUCCUCGGAUACAGGAAGCAGCUUAUUUCUUGCGCAUAUUGUUGAACAUUGUCAGAGGGCCUACCAGUUAUGAUGACAUUAAGACCUACGAGGGAGUUCUCUAUCCUGAAUACAAAGAUGUAUGUUUUGCUCGUGGAUUAUUAGAUGAUGAUCAGGAGUACAUUGAUGAUCUUGUAAGGAGAAGCUAUGAAUGCUCUGCAAGUGAUCUACGACAAGUGUUUGUUAUUAUACUUAUGAGUAACACUCUGUCUCUUCCAGAGGUCGUAUGGGAAAACACGUGGCGGUAUUUGUCUGAAGAUAUAGAGCAUAACAGAAGGAAAUAUUUGAAUAGACCAGGUUUGAACUUAUUACUAUGGACGUGA